AUGGCAUCAUCAAUACGAGCCCAAAAGAGUCCUCAUAGUCAAAACAACCAUGGACUAUCUAUCGCCAUCGAAGAAAUGGAGAAAGCGAAUUACUUCUCUUUCGUGAUGCUCAUCAACAUGUUAGAAUCCGUAAACCCUAGAUUCUUAGCCAAUGUCACAUUCUUGAUGCCAAAAGACAAAACCCUUUCAAGAUCGAACAUUAUUGAACAUGAUUCGGUUACCGAGUUCUUGCUUCGCCACUCGAUCCCUUCUCCUCUUCCUUUCGAGCACCUCAAUCUUAUCCCCAAUGGCUCCAUCGUUCCUUCCUCCUUACCACAUUAUACCCUCAAAGUCUCCAAUGGUGGAAGAUUAAGCUACUUUCUCAACAAUGUCAAGAUCAUUAGCCGCAACAUUUGUAGCUUAGGCUCUAUCAAAUGUCAUGGAAUCGACGGUAUACUCCAAUCUCCAAGUACUAUCGAUGAUGAUGCUCCUCAAAAUAAUCACACUGUACCCUCCAUUCCUUGCCCUAGCAGCCACAACACUAGUGAUCACAGCAUUCAUAACAGUAGUGACCACAGCAGUCAUAACAAUAGUGAUCACAUUAUUCCUAGUCCUAAUUAUACUCAUACUGAUACCGCUCCUCCUCCAGCCAGCAGUCCGGGCCCGGCUCGCCUGCAAAAAUCUGAUUCUUCAAAGCUUCGUGAGGGGAAAAAGUUGGUUUCUAUCGUUAGUCUUAGUCUCGGAUUAUUAUUGAAUGUGAUCGGUAUAGGGAUCGGUAUCUAA
This is a messenger RNA of Arabis nemorensis, 762 nucleotides long. The record is from the annotation of a GenBank genome assembly. Lineage: Eukaryota; Viridiplantae; Streptophyta; Magnoliopsida; Brassicales; Brassicaceae.